Schistosoma margrebowiei is the source of this 2499-nucleotide messenger RNA. The record is from the annotation of a GenBank genome assembly. Lineage: Eukaryota; Metazoa; Platyhelminthes; Trematoda; Strigeidida; Schistosomatidae.
AUAAACUCUGUACACUUAAGGAGCGCGGUAUUGUGACUUUGACUUCGGUGGCGCUGGGCUAUAUAUGAUGGCUACGAACGACUCGGCCAAGCCAAAAGAUCCUCCUGACGUUAUAAUAGAUUUUACAAAAAAACGGGAGUUUGUCCGUGGACGGUUUUUGGGAAAGGGAGGAUUCGCAAAAUGCUAUGAACUUAUUGAUAAAAAAACAGGUGAAAAGUACGCCGGUAAAGUUAUUAACAAGUCAGCCUUGGUCAAAGACUCCCAAAAAGAGAAAAUGCGCCAGGAGAUCAGUAUUCAUCGUUCUCUAAAACAUGAAAAUGUUGUUAGAUUCUAUGGAAACUUCGAGGAUAGUGAAUUCAUAUACAUUUUGCUUGAACUUUGCAGCCGCAGAUCGCUUUUAGAACUACACAAGCGUAGAAAGUACGUCACUGAACCAGAGGCCAGGUAUUUUAUGAAACAAAUUGUUCAUGGCUGUCAAUACCUUCAUCAAAAUAAGGUCAUGCAUAGAGAUCUUAAGCUGGCCAACCUUUUCCUCGACGACAACCUGAAAAUUAAAAUAGGGGAUUUCGGGCUUGCCUCGAGGAUCAGUCAUGAGGGUGAGAAGAAAAAGACGUUGUGUGGUACUCCCAACUAUAUUGCUCCCGAAAUUUUAAGUAAAGGCGGACACAGCUUCGAAGUAGACUCAUGGUCUCUUGGUUGUAUACUUUAUACUCUUCUAGUAGGGAGUCCUCCUUUCGAAACUACUAAACUGGAAGAAACGUAUGCACGCAUUAAACAAAAUGAGUACCGCAUUCCGAUUCGUGUGUCAACAAAUGCCUCAAUGCUCAUCCGCUCACUCUUACAUGCCGAUCCGGAAAGAAGACCAAAUAUGUUCGAUGUACUCGAUCAUGAUUUCUUUAAAGACUUUACACCUAGUGGUCUUCCUGUAAGUUGCCUUUCAACAUGCCCCAGAUUUGAUACUAUGCAUCGACCACAAACCGGACGUCGCCCAUUGUCUGACAUCAACCCCGUUGAGGAUGUUCCUAUUACUAGUGGUGGUGGUGCCCUUGGUAACGUUGGUGGUGCUGCAGUUGAUAAAGCCGUUCAGCCGGAUGACUGCUGGCUUGGGUUACUUAAGCACAAAUUAGGUCGUGUGUUAGAGGAACCCAAGGAAUUUGACGAUUCAUCACCAAAAGCAAUGGAAGAAAGUGAGGUUCCAGCAGCCUGUCCAAUAUACUGGGUUAGCAAAUGGGUUGAUUAUUCAGAUAAAUAUGGUUUGGGAUAUCAAUUGUGUGACAACUCAUAUGGUGUCGUAUUCAAUGACGUGACAAGACUCCUUUUAACAACCAAUGAACAAAAUCUUCAAUACAUCGACGAACAUGGGACUGAACGUUUGUUUACUCUGUCUAAGCAUCCGGAAUAUCUGUCAAAAAAAGUGACGCUUCUCACGUGCUUUAAAGCCUAUAUGCACCAGAAUCUUCUUAAGGCUGGUGAGAAUAUUGCGCGACCGGACACUGAUGCCAUGACUCGUCUACCCUUUCUUCGCCGAUGGUUUAGAACACGCUCAGCUAUUGUACUGCAUUUAAGCAAUGGAACGUUGCAAAUAAACUUCUUUGAUGAUCAUGCAAAAAUCAUUCUAUGUCCCUUAAUGCGUGCCGUAACUUAUAUUGAUGCCAACAGGGAAUUCAGAACGUACCGCUUCAAACAUCUACGGGAAUUCGGUUUAAGUAAGGACUUAGCAAACAGAUUGAGAUACGCACAAGAAAUGAUAGAGCGUCUCAUCCCAAAAUGUGGAACAAUCUCCUCCAAUUUAAAUGAUCCCAAUACAAAAAUGACUGUAGAUAAUGGGAAGUCCAACAAACCAGUUUCAGCGGAUGUACAGAAAACAAAUGCGACUGGGACUGGGGCAGCGACUAAGAAAAUAACUCGACCGACUAAUCAGUAGUUUCCGUUUUAUUUUCUCAGUUUUUAUCCUUCGAACUGAAUUCACAAUGUCAUUGUCGUUUAUACUUAGCAUUAUCUCUUUCAAAUUGAAUCUGAUCUAAUUUAGUCACAUUUUUCUGAUAGAAAUUUUGUACACUUUGAUUGCACUCCUGAUUUGAUCCAUGGUUGUCCACAACACUACGGAGUUGUUAAUUCACACCGAUUCAUCGGAAUUUUAAAAAUAGUAUAAAUAUCUAGAUUUCUUCAUGUCUCUGUAACUUACAUGUUGAUCUGUGAAAUCUAAAUUAUUGUAAAGCAUUUCCUAGUGAAUGGAUGUGCUUAUUCAUCUUUUUCGACUAUGAAAUUAGUCGAAAAUGGUAUAUGGGGGAAAGUUUCACAUUCAUGUCUUCCUUUUGACCUUUCUAAUAUUGUUUAAUAAUACCUUUAAUUAGUAUAUGGCGAAUUUUGUUAGGCACGGGUGUUUUGCAAGUAUACAUCUAAUCAUCUGACGUAUAAAGUUUCAGACUAUCUCAUAUAGAGCUUCUUUGUAAAGGCUUUCAUGAAUAAGUUACUGGAAAUCUAAACGUUAUGCACUGU